AUGCAUCUUUUAAUUGUUUUUUCCACUUUUAUUGUUUGUACAUUUGCUGCCGUUGCUCAAUAUCCUGUCAAGAUUGGAGAAGCUGUUGUCCUUGAUUUGGGCCCAUUCAUAAAAAAUUGGGAAAGACAAAGAAAAGGACAUUCCAAGGAAUCUCUAAGCUUUUGCGAAGAAGCUAAACGGCUUUCGGACAAAAAAUGCACUCAAUUCGUCGACCAAAACGGCCAUUUAACUGGAUCAAAAGCUGUUGUUUAUGAAAAUGGCACUUUAGUCUUCGAAAGUUUCACGAAAGAAGAUGUUGGAAGCUAUUUCUCAAAGGAUGAAAGGGAAAGAGUUCAACAAAAUGCUGACGGAACAUACUGGGCUCUUCCACGAUCAUUAAUUAACAUUUUUGUUUCUGAACAAUAA
Auanema sp. JU1783 is the source of this 405-nucleotide messenger RNA. The record is from the annotation of a GenBank genome assembly. NCBI's taxonomy places the organism in Eukaryota, Metazoa, Nematoda, Chromadorea, Rhabditida, Rhabditidae.